AUGGAGUCGGAGCAGCUGUACCACAGAGGCUACUGCAGGAACAGCUACAACAGCAUCGCCAGCGCCAGCAGCGACGAGGAGCUGCUGGAUGGAGCUGGCGUCAUCAUGGACUUCCACACCACCGAGGACGACAACCUGCUUGAUGGGGACGCUGCCUCCCCAGGUAGGGGGACAACACCUCCAGUCCAGAUCCCUCCCCCCCUUGAGCUGUCUCAGUGGUCCUGUUGA
Molecule: messenger RNA, 228 nt
Organism: Xyrichtys novacula (pearly razorfish)
Lineage: Eukaryota; Metazoa; Chordata; Actinopteri; Labriformes; Labridae
Source: the annotation of a GenBank genome assembly